Messenger RNA from Telopea speciosissima, 711 nucleotides. RefSeq names its product pathogen-related protein-like. The coding region runs from base 1 to 711 and encodes 236 amino acids. The record is from RefSeq and is a predicted model, not a curated record. The transcript has 4 exons. Lineage: Eukaryota; Viridiplantae; Streptophyta; Magnoliopsida; Proteales; Proteaceae.
AUGGAUUCUUCAAGCAGUACUGAAGUUGUGAAGGGAGAUAAGUACAGGUCCCAUAUUCAUGGGGAAGGAGAGAAAAACACUAAAUGGAGAUACGGUGCUCCUCCUAACUAUGAUGUGGUCAACAAGCUCUUUGAAGAAGAUCGAACUAAGGAAUGGCCCAUUGGGUCCUUGGAAGAGACAGUGCAAAACCUGGUCAAGUCUUUUGAAAUGGAGCUCUUCCACAAGGUUUCCCUGGAUGAUUGGAAAACAGUAAACCUUGACAAAUUUACUCUCAGCAUCAAUGGAGGGAGAGCCUUCACUCUAGAGGAGGUUAAUAAGAUUGGAGGAUACAAUGCUUUCUUGCAAACCUCCUUACCAGAGCGUUUGAAUGCUUAUAAUCCAUCUUCUUUUACAUCUGAAUCAUCUCAUGAAGCAUUCAGUACAACAUUCCCUCGCGGUUUUGCCUUGGAAAUCCUUGAGGUGUAUUCAGGUCCUCCAAUGGUUUCCUACAAGUUCAGACAUUGGGGUUACAUGGAAGGUCCUUUCAAAGGUCAUGCUCCCACUGGUAACAAGGUUGAAUUGUUUGGAAUAAGCGUCGUUAAGGUUGAUGAAUCAUUGAAAUUUGACAAACUCGAAUUCUUCUAUGAUGCUGGAGAAUUGCUUGCCGGUCUUCUCAAAGAUACUUCUUCCGGUUCAUCUGUUGGUGGUUGCCCUUUCAUGAAAGGAACGUAG